UUUUGUUCUUCAAACAAGAACGGAGAAAAAUUGUAAUGAUUUUUGUUUCCAUUUUCACUUUAAUCUUCGUUUUUCUUCUUUGUUCUUCUUCCAUUUGCUGAGCUGAAUCCAAUUUUUGCUUGGUUUAUUCAGCCUUUCAGUUCGGUCUUCAAUCGGAAGAAUCUGUUGUAACUAUGCGAGUUUUUUAGUGAAGAAAAAUGGAAUCGAACUGGCUUAGUACGCUUUUGAAUACGAAAUUCUACACUUCUUGCGAUCUACAUCCUAAUCUCAGGGGAAAUAAGAAAAGUGGAUUCUGUAUUGAUUGUAGUGUUAGCUUCUGCAAAAAUUGUACAGUCCAUGAUCUUCAUCGGCAGGUUCAAAUCUGGAAAUAUGUGUAUCAUGAAGUUGUGCGCGUUCAGGACAUGGAGAAACAAUUUUGCUGUUCAGAGAUUCAUCCAUAUAAAGUAAAUGGUAAAGUAGCUGUUCAUCUAAAUGCCCGUAGUCAAUCCAUCGACACGAAAUCACCGAAGACGAAGUCCGGUAGUCCUUGUGAAGACUGUGGUAGACAUAUACAUGAUCCUCAUCGCUUCUGUUCAAUCGCUUGCAAGGUUUCUGUGAACUCAAAGCUCAAGGACCAGAGCAUUGGAACUGUCGUAUCUCCGAGCCAGAACUCCGGUAACUUAUCAUUGAAGGACAAAAUCAGCCCAGAAACGAAUGCAAGCGAAUUGGAAUCAACCAUCUCAAUUGCAGAGUCCACAGAAGGGACAAAAACUAGCAGCCCUUCAUCUUCACAACCACGAAAACGCCGAAGGAAAGGCAUCCCUCACCGAGCUCCAUUUUCCUGAUAAGAUGAAGAUGCAACAUUUGCCAUCUUCGUUUUUAACUUCCUUGUGGCUAUCAAAUGGUAUGCUACUUAAUUUUUAUUUACCUUGACUCAUAAUUCAUGAAAUGUCUAGUAGUGAAAUGAAAUCAUCAAUAUAAAAGUCAGAUUUCUAGAUCAAAAUGCUCCUCAAAUCCCUCCCCUGCGUGAUUUUUAGAAUUUCUAAUUUCUUUGGGUAAUUGCAGUGAGUAGCACUUUUAAGACUAAUAAUUAAGCAUAUAGUAAAUCUUAUAGAAUUGCAAAUGUAGCAAAAUUUAUCGAUAGACAACUUGAUUACUGAUAGACAUCUAUAAGCAAUAUAGUCUAUCACUGAUAAACUCUGAGAGUUGAUAUAAAUUUUACUAUAUCUGCAAAUUCUUUUACAUUGUGCUAUAUUUGCAACUUCUCCAAUUUCUUUUAACAAUAUCGAUAAGAUUAGUUGGUAGAGAAAACUUACAUAAACAAAUAGAAUAUUUAAAAAAAAAAAAAAAUAUUACAUCCAGACUACAUCUAUUAUUGUACAUCUCAUUCAAUUGUCGAAUCAUAGUUAUGUAUGUAUUUAUCAUUGAUGACAAUGUUUGUAAAUGUGUUUACAUGGAAGUUUUCAUUCCCACUUUCUCCUUUUCUUUUCUUUCCUCUUUUUGUAUUAUGGUGACCAUAGAUUUAGAGCUUCUUUUUGUCACAAUCUCUAUGAUAAUGGUGAUUUGGCAAUCUUUAUUAUUAUUAUUAUUAUUAUUAUUCUUUUUUUAAAAAGGAUAUUUUUCUUGGGGGGUUUCAUCUUAGUCUUUGGUAAUUGUUAAAAGAGGGGCCCUCUAUCUCUCACCUUUAUUAUACAUCAUGAAAGUUGAAAACAGGCUUUUUCUUUGUGUUUUUCCACAUGAAAUAUGACAGACAAAAUAUGACUAAUCCCACAAGUGAAAUAGCAAAUCAAGCUUAAAGUGAAACAUAGUCGGCA
Benincasa hispida (wax gourd) is the source of this 1793-nucleotide messenger RNA. Its product is annotated as protein RGF1 INDUCIBLE TRANSCRIPTION FACTOR 1-like. The record is from RefSeq and is a predicted model, not a curated record. NCBI's taxonomy places the organism in Eukaryota, Viridiplantae, Streptophyta, Magnoliopsida, Cucurbitales, Cucurbitaceae.